UUUUUACUACUAGCUUAAUUAGUGGGAUCGAUGUAAAUUAGUCUGCAAGAUGAUGACGACGACACGAUCAGAGGCAUCAAGCCUGCCGCCAGCGCCGCACCACCAUCACCUGCACCGCAACAGACUAGUGGCUGUUAAGUUCACGAGAUAUGGAGGGUACUUGAUAAUCCUGGUAUGUUUCUAUUCCCUGGGUCGCCUCUCGUCAUCGUCGUCAUCAUCAUCACCAUCCUACUCCUCCAGCCGGGAAGCUGCACCGACGACGCCAAUUUCCUUGGCCGAGCCACUCCCUCCCCCUCCCAGAAUUCAUCGAGCAGAAGCAGGAGACGACGACCACAACCUGUUCUUAACCCGGUGUGGCAGCCCAGUAGCUUCAAACCACGUCCGCCAAACAAUUCUUGACCGGGUUUUCAACGGGUCUUCCCCCUGGCAAGACUUCCCCCCGGCGCACGUUGCACCCUUGCUCCGUCCGCGUAGGAUUAGAGGAUGGGGUUCGAAUGGGGCCGUCUUUGAGAAUCUCAUUCGGGAAGUGCGGCCGAGGGUAAUAAUCGAAGUCGGAACAUUUCUUGGUGCGUCGGCACUCCACAUGGUCAGCGUGGCUCGGAAUCUCGGGCUCCGCGACACCCAGAUAGUAUGCGUUGACGACUUCCGUGGCUGGCCGGGGUUUCAGGAGAAGUUCAAGGAGCUGAAGAUGGUAAACGGAGACGUACUGCUGAUGCAACAGUUCAUGCAGAACGUGGCGGGCUUGAAGGCGACGGAGCAGGUGGUGAUGAUGCCAUUCUCGACGAGCUCGGCGCUGGUGAAGCUGUGUGAGUGGGGGGUGUUUGGGGAUUUGGUGGAAGUGGACGCGGGCCACGACUUUCACGCCGCCUGGUCCGACAUCAACGCAGCCUACAAGAUCCUCAAGAGGCCCGGUGGAGUCAUCUUUGGUCAUGACUAUUUCACUUCCGCGGACAGCGGAGGUGUUAGAAGAGCUGUCCAUUUAUUUGCUCGAUUAAAUCAUCUACGAGUUGAAGUCGAUGGCCAGCACUGGGUCAUCCGCCCGCCCACGCCUACCUCUUCCUAAUAUAUAUUUUGUGAUAUGUAUUUAUAUAAUACGUUAUAUAUUAUUAUUAAUAUUUAUUUUUUUUUAUAGGCAUUUGCCAACCAGAGUCAUAUGCAUAUUUGGAUUGGACUUGAUGUAUAAGGCUGUGUGAAUUUUUUCAAUUUAA
Messenger RNA from Andrographis paniculata, 1208 nucleotides. RefSeq lists its product as uncharacterized. Lineage: Eukaryota; Viridiplantae; Streptophyta; Magnoliopsida; Lamiales; Acanthaceae. The record is from RefSeq and is a predicted model, not a curated record. The coding region runs from base 50 to 1063 and encodes 337 amino acids. The transcript has 2 exons.